Symbiodinium sp. CCMP2456 is the source of this 2967-nucleotide messenger RNA. Lineage: Eukaryota; Dinophyceae; Suessiales; Symbiodiniaceae. The record is from the annotation of a GenBank genome assembly.
AUGAAGUCGCAAUCCCGCAACUCCAAUUCCUUCAAAAAGCGACUUGAUGACAUCGACCUGCCCAAGGCGGAGCUGACCGCCGAGUACCUUAGCAAGGCUAGGGAGGCUGCAAGUCCCAAGAGCACUUUGCUGCUCGCAGCCUCCGAAAAGGGGCGCUACCUCGUGGUGGAGUCCCUGCUGCAGCACAAGGCCGACCCCUUGGUUGCGGACGACAAGGGCAACAUCCCACUCCACAAAGCAGCGCAAAGCGGGAGCCUUCUCUCGGCCUUGCUGCUUCUGGACCGCAUUCAGUCCAAUGACCGCUCGGCUAACAUCGCGAGCAUGGUGAAUGGUGACGGGGAGACACCCGAGAUUCUGGCAGCAGAGGUCGGCGCAGCAGACGUCUGCCGUGCCUUCGAGGUCUUUCAGACCAUGCAGAGAGAUGCGGCGUCUUGGCAGCUCGGUUCGGCAUCCCCAUUGUCGGAUCACCAAGGACACGGAAUAGCCACCGGUGACAUGCUCUCUUUGAUUGACCUGGCUGUUGAAGUGCCGUCUGCCGCAGCGGCCACUGCUGGAGCGCUUCUCCGGCGGUCCAGUGUGGGCACGCCUCUGGUUCCGAACAUCUUCCAGCGAGUGCCUGAAGAGCAGGCAGAGCUUUCGGAGAUGGUGAGCAGGGUCUGCAAGGGAAUCGAGACUGCCGAGUCCCAGCUGCUGCACCCCCGAGCGGCCUGGGAUUCUACGGAUCCGGGACUGGACCCGGGCCUUCGAAGUUUCGUGGCGACAGCAAGCUUGCGGAGCCAGUGGCAGAAGAUCCGCCAGGAGGCUUUGGCUGCUGUGCCAGCAAUGGCAGCCGAGUUACAACGUGGAUCCAUCAAGCCCACGACUGGCAUAGAUCCAGACUGGGUUGCACAAUUCCCGCUUUCAACGAAAGGCAGGUCCAUCGUUAAUCAGCAGGGAGAGCGCUUCCGACUGCGAAGCAUCAACUGGUAUGGUGCGAGUGACCAAAAUCAUGUCGUUGGAGGACUGAACGUGCAGAGCCUGGAAACCAUUUGUGGAACGGUGCAGUCCUUGGGCUUCACCGCCGUUCGCCUGCCUUUCUCCAACGAGAUGUUGAGAAGCAGCGUCACCAGCGGUUGCAUCGACUUCGGCAAGAAUCCAAAGCUCAAAGGGCUCACUGCUCUUGAGGUUCUGGACGAAGUGGUGCAUUGCUUGGCUCGACACCGGGUGGUCUCCAUCCUGAACAACCACACCACGCACGGUGAGUGGUGCGGCGGCCCGGACCGCAACGGUCUGUGGUUCGACCCGGCCAGCAGCUUCUACACAGAGGCACAAUGGCUCGAAGACUGGGCCAUGCUGGCGAGCAGAUAUCGAGACUGUGGCUAUGUUGUGGGCUUCGACUUGCGGAACGAGGUCCGUUUCUGCCCUUGGCCGUUCCGAUACCCCAUCUGGUUGGGUGGCGGAUCCAGGAUUCUCCGGAAACUCCUCGGCUGCUUGGGCUUCUGCGACUGGGCCGAUGCAGCGCGGCGCUGCGCGCAACGGCUACUGGAGACCAGCCCAGACAAGCUGUUGGUUGUGGAGCGCCGGAUUUGGCCAAUGAGGGGGCUGCGGGGCUACGACACGUGUCUCUUGCCGGAGCUCCGGAAUCGAUUGGUUCUUGGAGUACACCACUACAGCUGGAACGGUCCUGGCCGGUACCUACCUUUCGCACAUCUGAGGAGGACGGGUUGGCAGCUCUUUUCAAGGAGUUUGCUGAGAUUCCUCCGGAUCUUCUCACAUCAGAACUACGGCGAGAUGUCAACAGGAGAGCUGUCCGAUGUCCUCUUCGAGCAGUGGGGUUGGCUCCUCGACGGGGACAUCUGCCCCGUGUGGAUCAGCGAGUUCGGCACCGGUCCUGCUCCCGGAUUCGAUCUGGACUGGUUCCAGCGCUUCGUGGAGAUUCUGGGCCGGAUGGAGGCGGACUACGCUUACUGGCCCUUGAAUGUAGGCCCAAAGCCGGGCUGCGGUGGAGACGAGCCCUAUGGAAUGAUAUCUCCGGACUGGACUCCGAAGCUCGAAGGUGACAUCCGGCUCAAUCUGUUACGACUCCAUGGGCUUCUCCCGGCCGCCGGAAGUGAAGAUAAAAAGAGAUGGGAUUUCUGGCAGACACACCUCACCGCGGAGGCAAUGGCCAACACCAUGCGCCAAGCCACCACCGACACCUUCCAGUUGCUUCUUACAGCUUUGUGGCUCUAUACCCGCGAGGCCUGGCUUCGGCAUCUCCUCGAUGCUCUGGCUGCCGCUGUGUAUGGCAUCCAUGGCACACACGCCAGUGAGGGCGAUCGCGGUGCCACGGGCGAGGCGCCUGUGGCACUGCCCACCGAGUUUGCUCCAGUGGCGCCCUUUGUCGAGGCUUUGUCGCCGUGCAUGCAGCUCGUGCAAGCUGCCCUCCUCUGGUUUGAGGAGGCCAACAUCCGACAUACGGCUGUGACGUACCGCCCCCUGCAGCUUCCCAUGCUCGGCUUGCAGAAGCUGGUCGACCGGUACGUCGCGGCACGGAAAGCGGAAUCAGUCCAGGAAAGCGGCCGACUGGACAGUGGUUACUGGCUAUCCUUGGGCGGUGGAUCCUUCUUCAGUUCGCUGUCUUCACGUAGCAUGGCUAUUUCCAGGCUGGCGAAGACUCGCUGCAAUGUGUUGGUGAUCAUAAGGCCGGAUGAGACCUUUCCGAGCUAUCCGAAACACAUGUCCCUGCGUGGAAGCAACGUGGAUGACUCCAUCUUUUCCCUGGAAACCCUCUUCCGGAUCGGGCGUAUCACUCGCACCGUCAGCUCUGAGCUGGAUGUUGACGGCUCCGCCCACUUUACAGGACCGCGGUCGCGAUGGCCAGUGAUCAUCAUCGAGGUCUACUCUGUGAGUUGCUUCACAGAGGCGCCACACGUCACUCCUAAAAGAGUCACUCGAAUUGAUGUCAGUGAUUCUGGUGCUGGAAAGCCAGUAGCAUGUAUGAUUUAA